Callorhinus ursinus (northern fur seal) is the source of this 3105-nucleotide messenger RNA. RefSeq names its product tRNA aspartic acid methyltransferase 1 (gene TRDMT1). NCBI's taxonomy places the organism in Eukaryota, Metazoa, Chordata, Mammalia, Carnivora, Otariidae. Gene Ontology annotation, molecular function: methyltransferase activity. Gene Ontology annotation, cellular component: nucleus. The record is from RefSeq and is a predicted model, not a curated record.
CAUGACCCGAGCCGAAGGCAGUCGCUUAACCAACUGGCACCCAAGAGGCUGAUUUUCAAGCAGCUCUGUCCAAUAGAACAUUCUAUGAUGAUGGAAAUGCCCUCUCUUUGCUGAGCAAUACUGAAGCCACCAGCCACACGUGGCUACUGAGCACUUGAAACAUGCCUAGCAUGACUAAUGAACUGAGUUUUCAGUGUUAAGUAAGCUACUUUAAACUUAAAUCGGCAGAUGUGGCUGGUGGUGACCCUACUGGACAGUGUAGCUCUGGAGAAUCAAUAGAACUGGUAAAAUCAUCUUACGUUCAGGGGAUAGAAGGCAUCAAGUUGUUCUUUAUUAUUGGCACUUGAAUGGCUUAGGUUACAGAUUUUUACAUAUAAAACCAUUUUAAAUUAAGUAUUUCUUCACUGCUUGGCACAUAAGGAGUCAAUGAGUGAUGGGAUGGUUUUAAUAGGUUUCUCCCUACUCUACCCCUAGUCACAGCGACUCAGGCAUCCUGUGCAUCCUGGGUGAGGUCCCUCACAAGUUUCCUGUAAGAUUGCCAGACCCGUAGACUCACCUUUCAAGCUUCCCUGGUCUCUGUGGGAGUUCUGAGUGAGGUGCUGUCUAUGUAUGCUGCUGUCGUUUUUCUUACUGCCAGGGCUUCUAGGCUCAGCAGCCCCUUAGUCAUGCCUCUGGCUUGCAGACGCCCAGCCCAGGCUACUCCGGGACACCUCCCACAAACUCCCCUAGGGUCCUUAGAGGUCUAUGGCUAUAAACACCACUCCGGAGCAUGCUGACCUGACCUCAUUUAGGGCCCAGUGUUCAGUUAUGGCUCCUAACACCAGCAUCACCAAUCUGGAGCGUGAGCAAUUCCAGGGGUCAGAAUCACGCCAUUGGACACAGUUGAAGGGACUGAGGAUGCGUCACUUAGAGAAUGUCACUAGAUGGAUACUGUUUAUUAAACUUGCUUUUGUGUUGUGCCAGGCAUGGGGCUAAGUGUUUUAAAUUCUCACUGAAUCUUUGUAGCAACCACAUGUCCUAUUUUUACACAUUUUAGAUGUGUGCAUAGGCUCAGAGAGGGUAAGUGACUUCCCCAAAGUCACACGGCUAGGAGGCUGCAGAUACACCAUUCCUGUUUACACUCUCUGGCUCUCAGGCUCACAGUUUUAACCACAAGGAAAUUCAUUAUUCAAGAGGGACAGUUCUUCCAAAUCAAUGCAGAGGGCAAAUCUAAAAGGAACUGGAUUUGGUGGGACUAUAAAGAAGGAUUUUCUUCUAAUUCAAGCUCUUCACCACAAACACCUGGCUCUGUGAAGCACGCUGUGCCCCGGAGGAGCUCAUAGCUGAGGCCUCAUGCUGGUGCAUCAGGACGGUGGUAAAAGGCCUUCUUGAGUAAGUGGGAGCUCACGAGUGAUAGAUGAACUCUCAGGGCCUUUCUGAUUCAAAUUUCUUCUGAAUAUGAUUUCCUUUCUUGAGGACAUUUACUGCCAAUUUAUUCCCAUAUGACUACUCUUUUAUUUUCCAUGCAAUUCAUAAAGACCCUUCUUUUUCUGCGUGAAACCAGGAUGUAAUUUAUUCAUCACUCAAAUUUGCAUAAACAGGGUAUUCUCUCUCUUCAGCAAGCCUGUAUAAGAAUCCACAUCACGUUUCACUGGGGAAUAAAGAAUGGCCCGGAUCAUGGAAACUAAAAGAAAGCUGUAUACCUGCACGAGUGGUGGCUGCCAUUGAUGUGAACACUGUCGCUAAUGAAGUAUACAAGUAUAAUUUUCCUCACACACAGUUACUGGCCAAGACAAUUGAAAAUUGGCCUGCAAGGUGAUGUGACUGAUCCAAGGACGAAUAGCCUCUUAUAUGUUCUAGGUAUUCUCCCAAGAUUACAAAAAUUACCGAAAUAUAUUCUUUUAGAAAAUGUUAAAGGCUUUGAAGUAUCUUCUACAAGAGACCUGUUAAUACAAACAUUAGAAAAUUGCGGUUUUCAGUACCAAGAAUUUCUAUUAUCUCCAACCUCUCUUGGCAUUCCAAAUUCAAGGCUCCGGUAUUUCCUUAUUGCAAAGCUUCAGUCAGAACCAUUACCUUUUCAAGUCCCUGGUCAGGUACUGAUGGAGUUUCCCAAAAUUGAAUCUGAACAUCCAGAAAGAAAUACAAUAGUUACAGAAAAUAAAAUUGAAAGAAAGAAAAUUGAACCUAGUAUUUGCUUUGAUAAGAGCAGACAACGUUCUGGAAAAGAGGCCAUUCUAUUUAAGCUUGAAACUGUAGAAGAAAUUGACCGGAAACAUCACCAGGACAGUGAUCUCUCUGUGCAGAUGUUAAAAGAUUUUCUUGAAGAUGAUAUUGACGUGAAUCAGUAUUUCUUACCGCCAAAGUCAUUGCUGCGAUACGCUCUUUUGUUAGACAUUGUUAAGCCCACUUGCAGAAGGUCCACAUGCUUUACCAAAGGUUAUGGAAGCUAUAUAGAAGGGACGGGAUCUGUGUUACAGACGACAGAGGAUGUGCAGAUUGAGGAUAUCUACAAAUCCCUUACCAAUUUGUCACAAGAAGAAAAGAUAACAAAAUUGUUAAUGCUUAAACUUCGAUAUUUCACUCCUAAAGAAAUAGCAAAUCUCCUUGGAUUUCCUUCAGAUUUCGGAUUUCCUGAGAAGAUAACAGUGAAACAGCGUUAUCGUCUACUUGGAAAUAGUCUCAAUGUGCAUAUAGUAGCUAAACUAAUCAAAAUCCUAUAUGAAUAAUUUAAAAUGACUCUGAAAGAUGGGCACAUUAUUUCUUCAUAUCCAGAUGGUAAUUCUGAAAUUCUGUUUUGCAUUGAUUUUGAUGAAAUUCAACCCAGCUACCUUUAUCUCUUUAAAAAGAAAUUUGGAUUUAUCAUAAAAAUGACAGUUUUUUUCCUAAAUUUAUAUUACUAUAUUUUAUAAAGGAGAAAUUAUUAUUAUGCUUUAGGAGAAUAUAUUUUCAUAUGAAGUUGCUAAAUAUACACAUAAAAUAUUCUCUUUUUAAUAUUAUGGUAUCGACAAAUUUAGGAACAUUGGAGUUUGUCUACAUGAGUAUCUUAUGAAGUGUCAUGACAGGCAUAGUAUAGUGAACCUGAGAUAUUAUGUUUUUGUAUGUUAAUUAAACAAAUUGCUUUAUGAA